AUGGAGCUUGUGGGGCAGGCAGCAUCCAGCCUUGUUCCCAUCACCUGGCUGUCUGGCUGGGCAAAGCUUGUGGCUGUGCAGUACCCACGGCUGGCCCCAGCCUUUGGCUGGCCUCCCUUCUUCUUCUCUUCCAAGGACUUCAGUUUGUCAAACGAAAAAGAUGCCCACGCCAGUGACAGCGAUGAGAACUUGGAGCGUGGCAACUGGUCAAGCAAAGGCGACUACCUGCUCUCCAUGGUGGGCUACGCUGUGGGCCUGGGCAACGUCUGGCGGUUUCCCUACCUCACCUACCAGAAUGGCGGAGGUGCUUUUCUAAUCCCAUACACCCUGAUGUUGGCCUUAGCUGGCUUGCCCUUAUUUUUCAUGGAAUGUUCCCUUGGGCAGUUUGCCAGUCUAGGGCCAAUUUCCGUCUGGAGAAUAUUACCAUUCUUACGAGGAGUGGGCAUCACAGUGGUCAUCUUCUCAACAUUUGUGGCGAUCUACUACAAUGUUAUCAUUGCUUAUGCGCUCUACUACUUAUUUGCCUCAUUUCAAAAAGUGCUACCGUGGUCGGAUUGCUUUUCCUGGGCAGAUGAGUUCUGCAGCAAAACACGACUAGGCGAGCAGCUCCGCUGCCGGCAGCCGAGCGCUCUGGCGCGGUGCGCGGGGCUUCCUGAAGCGGGAAACCCGAGGGGAGCCGAGACCCGCCGGCAGCCGGCAGCUCGCGCCACAGCGCCUGAGCAGACCUGGGCGGGGCCAGGAGCGGCGACGGCCGAGCGCCCCGGGGAGCGCCCGAGCGGGGCGGGCAAACGGCGUGGCGCGGCAGAGGUGCUGGAGCUCCGCCGGCCCGGCCGGGCAGCCGUGGCAUCUACCCGGCAGAAGGCCGUGUCCGCUCUAAACUCUGCACCCGCUGCGACUGACGCAGCUUCCCAGAGAGAGCUCCGGUGGGAACACGCUGCUACCCAGGUGUCAGGCUGCGGGCUGUGCCCUGCUGUUAUGCCGGCAGCGGCCGGCAGCAGGGAGCACACCUGUGGGAGGUGCGCCCGGGGAGAGGAACUGCUCCGCUUAGUGACAGAGCUCAGGGAGGAGGCGAGGAGGUUGAGGCGUAUCGGGGAGUGCGAGAGAGAGGGGCUACUGGAAUCGCAGCCUACCUUCCCAGGGACAGGCCCGUCAGGCAGACUGGACGCACGAUACAGAGGAUUGCCUAUCCUCUCCCCACCCGCCAGAACACGGUUUGGAAAGAUGCAGCCACCCAGAUAUUCUACUCCCUCCGUGGCAUGGGGCGGGCUUGUUGCUUUGUCAUCGUACAAUAAGUUCCACAACAACUGCUACUCGGAUGCUAUUUUAGUUUGUGUAACCAACUGCGUCACCAGCGUAUUUGCUGGGUUUGCGAUAUUCUCCAUCUUGGGACAUAUGGCAUUUGUGUCCGAGAGACCCGUCUCGGAGGUUGUGGACUCAGGAUUUGAUCUGGCAUUUGUAGCUUACCCAGAAGCUCUCUCCAGGAUACCAGUUUCUCCUCUGUGGUCCUUCUUGUUUUUCUUCAUGCUCCUGCUCUUGGGCCUUGACUCUCAGUUUGCCACCAUAGAAACACUUACAACCACCAUACAAGAUAUAUAUCCCAAAGUGAUGAAAAAGUUAAGAAUCCCUAUAACCCUGGGUGUGUGCAUAUUGCUCUUCUUUCUCGGUCUUGUCUGUGUUACUCAGGCAGGAAUUUACUGGGUUAACCUAAUAGAUCACUUUUGUGCUGGAUGGGGAAUCCUUAUUGCAGCUGUCCUGGAGAUAAUAGGCAUCAUCUACAUUUACGGAGGAAACAGGUUCAUUGAAGACAUUGAAAUGAUGAUUGGAAAGAAGAGCCGUUUAUUCUGGCUGUGGUGGAGAAUGUGCUGGUUUUUCAUUACUCCUGUGCUGUUAAUGGCAAUUUUGGUCUGGUCUUUGGUCACGUUUUCACCUCCCACUUACGGCUCGGUGUUAUAUCCAGCCUGGGGAACUGCCGUUGGCUGGUGCACGAUCAUCUUCUGCGUCAUCUGGAUUCCCAUCGCCGCUAUUCUAAAAAUAGUUAAAGCUGAAGGAAACCUUUGUCAGGACAUUUUCCAGCCGGGGCUGCGCGGCGGUGCGCUGACCAGCAGAGAGCAGCGUGUGCUCGUGUCUUCUGCUCCGCUCCCAGCACCCGGGGAGCGGGGGCCUGCGAGGGGUCGGCACAAGCCCCCGGCCCAGCCCGACUCUGCCCGGGAUGUUGGCUCGCUCGCUCGCUGCUCCGUGGCCCUGGAGACUGCAUUGUAA
Molecule: messenger RNA, 2259 nt
Organism: Aquila chrysaetos chrysaetos
Lineage: Eukaryota; Metazoa; Chordata; Aves; Accipitriformes; Accipitridae
Product: sodium- and chloride-dependent neutral and basic amino acid transporter B(0+)-like
Exons: 13
Coding region: 1-2259 (752 amino acids)
Biological process (GO): sodium ion transmembrane transport
Cellular component (GO): membrane
Molecular function (GO): L-proline transmembrane transporter activity
Source: RefSeq, a predicted model, not a curated record